Alosa sapidissima (American shad) is the source of this 2291-nucleotide messenger RNA. RefSeq lists its product as uncharacterized. Gene Ontology annotation, cellular component: MHC class II protein complex. The record is from RefSeq and is a predicted model, not a curated record. Bases 430 to 1185 code for a protein of 251 amino acids. NCBI's taxonomy places the organism in Eukaryota, Metazoa, Chordata, Actinopteri, Clupeiformes, Clupeidae. Gene Ontology annotation, molecular function: MHC class II protein complex binding. Gene Ontology annotation, biological process: peptide antigen assembly with MHC class II protein complex; immunoglobulin production involved in immunoglobulin-mediated immune response; antigen processing and presentation of exogenous peptide antigen via MHC class II. The transcript has 4 exons.
UGUAAUAUACCAGUCUAACCGCACGCUCGGAAUGGGAAAUUAUAGUUUUGAGUAAUUAUGUAUAGGCUAUGUUAUUCAAGAAUUAAACUAAAGUAAUGAGCCUUAAUGUUCACAACAAUUCAAACUAAACUGAGAGACAGUUAUUUGAGCUAGAUUAAACAAAACUCGUCCGCAAAAUAAGCUUUAACAUAUCUGUAGCCUACGUUUCCUGUUGUCAACUAGACUACAGUAUAAAGCUGUGUAGGCUAAAGAAAAGCUUGAAUUCGUGUCAUCACAAGUUGAUGAUGCAAAUUCAAGCGUUUCUUUAUAGCCUAGCCCUUAGCCAUCUCAAAAUCGAAACCAAAAUUCAUGUUUGUCACGCUGCUGUCAAGAAGUUGCGAAUAGGCUGCCUGUACGCAGUUAGUCUGUUACAUUAGAGAAAGAAGGAAGAUGGGUAGCAUUCUCGCACUAAAUCUGUUGGUUUCACUGUUGCAGUUUUCACAAAAUAUGGCAUGGACAGAUUACAAAGCCGUCAGCAUCCUCGCCUAUACCAGGUUGACUAGCAGGGACUCCGUGGAACAAGGAGUACUCGUCCUCGUGAAUGAGGCUGUGUUUGCAUACUUUAACGCCACUGAGAAAACCUUCCUGCUUCGGUCUACUGCGAUGGCAGGCUUUUCUGUACUGGAAGCAGAAGAACGUAUGUAUUGUGUGUCUGAGGUCAUCAACGCCUUUCCACGCCAACAAGACUAUCUGGACAAGUUGAUCAAGCAGACUAAUGGUGCCAAGCCGCCUAAACUGAGCCCUUCAGUUAAUGUAUACAGCCAUUUUCCUGCAAUGCCAGGAAGUCCUAACUACCUCUACUGCUAUGCCACUGGCUUCUACCCUGGAGAUAUAGAGAUCAGCUUUGUUCUCAAUGGACGUCCAUUCCCUGGUCCUACAGAGUCUUCUGAUUUAGUGUAUGGGGAGGACUGGACCUUCAGAGUGUUUAAAUAUAUCAGCAUCCUCCCCCUACCCGGAGAGGUGUAUGAGUGCUUUGUCAACCACAGCAGCCUCGCUCAACCUAAAAUAACUGUCUGGCGGCCAGAAGUGUCAAAGACGAUUGGGGCAUCCGUUUGGUUGACCGCUGUGGUGGCUGCAGCUUGUGGGGGAGCAUUGGGCUGCUUCAUGUCUGUGUUUGUAUGGAGACAGAGAAAUGUUACAAAGUAGGAAAAAACAUUGAUAUUACUUAUAUUAUCUUGUUUUUUCCAAACCUUUCUACUUUUUUGUCAUAAGUAAUCAAAACAGCAAAACUAUGGUUAAUGAUUAAAGGCUAAUGGAACUGGUGUGUGACAUAAAGAUUUCAGCUUUUCAGAUUUUUCCGGUUGUGAGGUAAGGUGAUCAGAUGUUGAUACAUAGCAUAUUGGAUGUCAAAUAGAUCUCCCACAUUUUUCUGUCAACAAAAUAACUUAAAAACAAAGCAACACAAAGAUGUACUUCAGUUUGGAAAGUCCAUUACAAAUAGCACAUUCCCAGGUUGUGUGGCAAACAUGAAAUUAAAGGAUUUAGUGACAUCUACCUGUGAGGUUGCACCCAACUGAAUACAUCUUAUUUUCCAUUUCCAAAUGAGUAGAAGCUAUGGUGACUGCCAGAUGCCAUAUAAAAUGUGAAGGUAGCUGCUCAACUUUCGGUGCAGAGGUAUCACUAAAACAAAAAAAUAAAAUUCCCGAACCGGUUAAUAGCAUUCUAUGUCAGCUGCGGGACAUACAAAUAAGUAGGCUGAUCAUUAGGACCUUAAAAUUAUAUUGUUAACAUCAUUUUCAAGUCUCUUUCCUGUCAUCAAACAUGAAAUAUGUGAGCGGCAUAACUAAUUCUGACAUGCCUACAUUGUUUUCAGUAUUAUACAUGAAUUAAGACAAGGACAAUUUCUGCCAUGUCGUUUAUUGGCAAACAACUGAACACAUAUCCAUUAUACUGUACUUCUUAGCUCAAUUGGUGCAAGUGACAAAUAGGGCAGGCUACAUACUGUAGCUGUCAUUGAGAACUUCAAUUGACCAAACCUGAUCAGGGCCCAAUCAGUGCAUUUCUUUCUCUUAUGUCAUUGUGGUAGAAAUUUUGGAUUAAUAACAAAUCUUAUGCAAUAGAAGUGAUUACUAAUACGUUUAUAUUAGAAGUGAAUACUAAUCUACAUAGAGGUGAUUAACAUUAGCCUACAUGUUCAUAUAUUAUGUGUAUGCUUUUCUAUACAUUCGAUACUGUGCAUCAACUUUGCUUUGUCAUUUGCUCUCUCCAUGUCUCGACUUUCUAAUAAAGGUCAUGCGACCCUUUUGCCACGA